AUGUCAAAUAAUAUUUUAAAUACGUCCAAUAGCAAUACACAUCAACAUCUACAACAUCUUCUUCACAGUAGUAACAGUAGUGGUAGCAGUAGCAGUGGUAGCAAUAGCAAUAGCAAUAACACUCGUUUCACUACAAACAACCAACAACAACAACAAUUAUUAUUCGAACAAAUUCAACAACAAUCAAAAAUGAUUCCAAAUAGUUCGUCAUCUUCGACAUUGUCGAAAAAGUCAAGUUUGUCACACAUGACAAAUAUAGAUGAUGCCGCUUCUGCCUUUGCUGUGCAUAGUGGUGGCAGUGGUGGUGGUGGUGGUGGAAGUUCUGGAGGAAUUGGAUCACCUUCUAGUAUUCUCAAGAUACAUAGUAAUAGCAAUAAUAACAACAGUAAUAAUAACAAUGUUUCAUUACCAUCGUUAUCUGAUAUAAAUUGGAAUAAUAAUAGCAAUAGUAAUCCAAAUAUUAAUAAUUCAAGCGCAAAUAACAAUCAUCAUCACCACAACCACAACCAUCAUCAUAAUCAUUCGCACACACACCACUCACAAUCUUCUCAAAAUAGUAAUAAUAUUAAUAAUUCGAGUGGUGGUGUUUCACCACUAACAAACUCACAUCAAUCCGACUAUAGUAGUAACAGCAAUAGUAGUAGUAGUAGUAGUAACAAUAAACUUGGAAAUAUUAUGGAUGUACCGUCCUCACCUGAAUUUUCACAUCUUCAUCAACAACAACAACAACAACAACAUCACCGUUCAACAACUUUGUCGUCAUCGUCGUCAUCGUCGUCAAUGGUGGUGGACAGUGCAAAUGUACGUUUACAACAAUAUGAAGCAUCAAUCGAAUCGUUGAUAAACCAAGUGCAGUCGGCACACGACCGUGAGCAAAAGCAGCGAAGCUACACCAAGUCGAUAGAGGAAGGCUACGCCAAUCUCGAAUCGGAGAAUCUCAAGUUGAAGAAAGAGCUCUUUGAGAUGAACAAGAAACUCAAUGAAAUACUUCAAAUGAAGUUUUCACCGCAACCUACCAUCUCCGCUCCAACUUCUUCUUCCUCUUCGAAUUUGCCCAUCACUUCCAAGUUCACAUCUUCUCUUGCCGUUUCCGGUUCGCUUCCACCGCCACCCAGUCACGCCGACAAGAAAAAGCUGGAACUCCAACAAAAGAAGAAACCACGUGGCGGAAAUGGUGCCAUCGAAGGUGACGAGGAAUUGGUUGCCGAAGCACUUGGAUCAUUCGUGGAACUCACCUCGACUAGCUCCUCGAGAAAACCAAUGUUGAAGCGUUCCAACAGUGAGGAUUCAUUCCGUCACAAUCCAAACCAAGGAAUGUCGAUGAUGUCGCCUCACGCCAUGAUAAUGGCAUCGCGUGGUGGUGACCCAACAAGUUCAUCUAUGGACUGGGCCAUGGGCAACUCUUCGGAUCUCGACGACCUCAAAUUCAAAAAGCGCAGAUCCGACCAAUUCAUGAACUCGCCGCCCACCGAGCAACCACCAGCCGGCACCAAAACCAAGAAGCCUCCCCAAUUCAACCCGUCUUCGCCACCCAAUCUCCAGCGUCACCACAGCUUCUCAAUCAACAGUCCCGUCAAGUUGGAGUCGUCACUCCACAGCAGUGGCGGCAUCAUGGAGUUGAGUUCGUCACCCUCGUCAUCUUCGAACCAAUUGACAUCGAGUGGUGGAAUUCUAAAGAAACCAAAGAAACAAAACAACAACAAUAACAAUAAUAAUAUCCAAACAACAACAACCACAUCAACAUCAACACCUCAACAACAAUCACAUUUCCCCUCACAAAUGCAAAACAUUGGACAACUUCCAGAGAUGGAAACCGAUGUCGAUAGUACUGAUGAAUUCGACUUUAAGGGAAGCACUGGCAUGCCACGCUCUGGAGAUGGCGACUCACCGGACAGCAAUGAAAACUCUCGAAAUUCAUCGUCACCGAUCGAGGCACCAAUGUCCGAUGCCAACCUCUUCAAAUCGAUUGCCAACGACACUCCUCACGAAGCGCUACUCAAUGAGAUACACCACCUUCACCAACUACAACGUGAAUCGCUCGAAAAGAUGCAUCUCACACAGAAGCAAUUCCUCACAACCGACGGCGCCAACAACCACGACGACAUCUACGCUGCUCUCCAAACGGAACAAAAGAAACUGGCCGGCCAAAUCGAAUCGGAACUCCAAACACUCAAUCAAAUGUACAGUCAAACCAUUCUGGAACCUAACCAACUGUGUAAACUCGACAUAUUGCUACAGGAUCUCUCCAUUCAAUAUAAACAGCUGCAGCUCUACCAGAAUGAGUUGAACUAUGGUCCUGGCGGUCCGGAACUUCCAGUGGCGUUGGUCAUCACCAAACAGCCGUUCCCAAUGGUCAUCUCGAAAUUCAAGCAACUCCAAGAGGAUCAUCUCACUGUCCAACUCCUCGUUGGUUCCAACGUCGACAUCAUUUCAUACUCACCGAUUCGCGCCGAACUCAUUUUCCACUCGAAAGCACUCACCAAGGGUUCGGCCACUCUCAUCGGUGGAAUCGGCUCGGUCAACAGCGGAACCGGAGGCAGCGGUGGAAACAGCGCCCUCAAAAAGCACAUUGAAAAAGACACGCAAUCCAUCGACCCAGUCAAAGGCAAUGCCAAAUUCCCAAUUAAAUUCCUCACGGGAACGCGUAAGGGAUGCGUCAAACUCCACUUUGUCCUCCAGAUCAAGACCACCGACGGACAUCUCAAUGUUUCAACUUUGUCACAUACCGAAUCAACAAUACCACCAUUUAGACGUGAACUCAAGAACACUGUACUUGAGCCAUAUUAUAGUAAGCGACAAAAUUCACAAAACUUUUUGGGAAGUGGUUAUGAUCCACUUACUUAA
Molecule: messenger RNA, 2844 nt
Organism: Heterostelium album PN500
Lineage: Eukaryota; Evosea; Eumycetozoa; Acytosteliales; Acytosteliaceae
Gene: dstB
Product: signal transducer and activator of transcription family protein
Exons: 2
Coding region: 1-2844 (947 amino acids)
Biological process (GO): signal transduction; regulation of DNA-templated transcription
Molecular function (GO): DNA-binding transcription factor activity; DNA binding
Source: RefSeq, a predicted model, not a curated record